AUGAAUACAUCAAAAGUAUGUUUGUAUAAUUCAAGUUCUUGUUAUUUUAUUGAUAUUAAAAAUAAUUGUUUAUCGGAUGAUAUGGUAUUAGAUUUAAUUUUAAAAUAUGUUUUACCAACCUAUUAUGAAUGGAUGUGUAUUGUACUUUAUCUUAUUGUUUUUAUUGUUGGUACAGUUGGUAAUCUACUUGUGAUUAUUGUCAUACAACGUAAUCGAAGCAUGAGGACAGUUACUAAUAUGUUUAUUAUGAAUUUAGCUGCAGCUGAUCUUUUAGUUCUUCUAUUUUGUUUACCAGCUACAGUUAUUCAAGAUGUAACAAAAACAUGGUUUUUUGGUUUAAUUCUCUGCAAAUUUGUUAAUUAUAUACAGGUAUUUUUUUCGUUUCUUAUCAAUGUAUUUAUAUAA
Messenger RNA from Adineta steineri, 405 nucleotides. The record is from the annotation of a GenBank genome assembly. NCBI's taxonomy places the organism in Eukaryota, Metazoa, Rotifera, Eurotatoria, Adinetida, Adinetidae.